Molecule: messenger RNA, 1865 nt
Organism: Klebsormidium nitens
Lineage: Eukaryota; Viridiplantae; Streptophyta; Klebsormidiophyceae; Klebsormidiales; Klebsormidiaceae
Source: the annotation of a GenBank genome assembly
CACAACUGUACACUGUACAGGUGUCAGCGGCUGAGCUGGCUGGGGCUCCAGCUUCAAGGUUGCUGAUCUGGCGCGAGGCAGCCGUGGGCAGUGGCGCAAAGGCACCAUUGCCGCUGGCACCUUCGUUGGAGAGGCGCACCAGUUUCUUCCGGGGUGGCAGAAGAGCAAAGCUGGUGGUGGUUCCUCAGAGUUGAUCUUGCAUGGGAGAAGAUUCCAUCAAGGGUGCCACUGGUUGUCGAGGCUUGAAAAUCGCACGUGUCAGUGUUGUGGACGACGUGCUGGUACAGCUUUUGAAUCCGAACUGACACUUCGUGUUGGUGUUUCCCUUGAAGCGCCCCAACCGAAUUUGAGAUGCCUUACAUAGGCAGACAUGGGUUGGAAACCCUGAAGCGGUACAAAUACAGUGGUGUCGAUAAUUCCCCUCUGGCGAAGUAUGUUUUCCAACCCUUUUGGCGGAAAUUCGUCCUCCUUUUCCCAACGUGGUAUGCACCAAACCUGAUCACCCUGACCGGCUUCUUCUUCAUUCUCCUCUCAAGUACAAUCAGCUAUUUUUAUACCCCAUUCCUGGACAACACUUGCCCUUGGUACAUCUACUUCAUCCAUGGCCUUCUCCUCUUUCUCUACCAGACAUUUGACGCUGUUGAUGGCAAGCAGGCGCGGCGAACCAAUUCCUCGAGUCCGCUCGGGGAGCUGUUUGACCACGGCUGUGACGCGCUCACAACCUCAUUUGAGACGCUGGCUCUGGGGUCCACCGUCAUGAUUGGAAACAAGGUCAUGUGGCUCUGGGCAACCGGCGUAGUCCCAUUCUACUUCGCCACCUGGGAGCAGUACCACACGGGCUGCCUGCUGCUUGGCUUUAUGAACGGCCCCACCGAAGGCCUGAUGAUCAUCUACUUCGUGCACUGGAUCACCGCCAUUUUCGGUCCUGAGAGGUGGCUUCUGGACUUCAGGACAGUGUUGGGGCUGCCCUCCGAUCUGCUGAUCGACCUUGUUCCAGAGCUGUGCCUGCGGGACCUGUGCCUGUUCUCGAUGCUCUUUGUUGGAGUUGCCGUCACGGUCUCAAUCAACAUCGUGAACGUGCACAAGGCCGUGAAGGAGAAGGGCGGCAGUUUAGUGGAAGCGUGGCUCCAAGUCAUCCCCUUCCUCUCCCUGCUCGCAAUGCUCUUGAUCUGGGCCAAGCUUUCCCCUUCCGACUUGGUCAGGACUCACCCUUUCCUCUUCAUCAUCGGUAGCGGGUUCGUCUUCGGGUUCUUGGUGGGCCGCAUGAUUCUGGCGCAUUUAGCAGACGAGCCCAAAGGUAUCAAGACGCAUAUGAGUACGGCCAUGCUCUUCAUUCCCCUAGGUAUAGCCAACGCGCUUACUGCACAGCUCUUCGACGGGCAGCCAAUCAUCCCCGAGUACUGGAUGCUGAUAGCUUACAACGUCUGGAGUGCUGGUCUCUACUUCUAUUUUGUGAGCAACGUAAUCGUGGAGAUUCAACAAGCCCUGGGGAUAUCGGCCUUCAAGAUCAAGAGGCAACCCGAGAAGGCAAGUUGACAGAAGAGACGGAGGUUAUGCGGAGUUAGGAUUUUUGCGUUAGCUGAGGUUGUUGUCAGCAUUUUGUGCACUGUACGGGCAUGCUACGUUAUCAGUCUAGCUAGUAUAGGUGAUCUGCGCAAUUCUUUGCCCCUUCCUGUGAAGGGAGUUGCUUGUGGUUGGAGGGACUAUAUGUCAAUUCUGUCAGUGGAUAAGCAGAGUUCUGGCUCUGUGGGUCCAGUCACAUGUACUGCUUUUGCUUUGAUCAUUGAAACGGAUGGACACUUCGUCAGGCUGUGCAAUGGCGAUUAAUAACAUGGUGGCAGUGGACCACCCAUCCGAUCACCCCA